CACAUUAUCUACAGUUCCAAAUGAGUUUGUUCUUUUCUAAACGUACCUAAAAUACAUAUGUACGAAGUAUGAUGCACUUAAAACAUGCACUACAUAUCAAAACGCAGUUAUUUCACUUAGGUUCAAAGGUUAAAGUUCAAUGAUGAAAAAGAUGGCGGCCUCCGUUGUGGAGCACGGGGAAAACGCCUUUAAAAAUAUCUUUAAGUUUUAUAAACGCAGAAAUCCUCCACCAGAUUUCAGUGAUGUCAUCGACUUUUCGAAGAACGUCACGAAUGAUUUGGUAUUUAGUGUUGAAUUAAACUCCUCCCGAGUGACAGAAGCCGAGGUGUCCAGAGUAGGUUUAAGACCAGUGAGAGACUGGAGGGCUUUUGGACUGAAGGGAUAUCCAGGGUUCAUCUUUAUUUCGAACCCUUUCCAGCCUGGUACCCAGCAUCACUGGGUGAGGCAGUGCCUGAAGACCUACCCACAGAAGCCCAACGUCUGCAACCUGGAUAUGCACAUGUCACCCACAGAGACUGAGGACAUCUGGGGCAAGAGCACUGAAUCGAUACUAAAGAAGAAUCGCAGCAAGCGGGAGCCCAAGAGCCUUCUGGAGAAGCUUCGCUGGGUGACCCUGGGCUACCACUAUGACUGGAACAGCAAGACCUACUCUCCAGACCACUACACUCCGUUCCCGUCAGACCUUCACUCCUUAUCUCGCGAGGUGGCGGCUGCAUGUGGUUUCCAUGGUUUCCAGGCCGAGGCGGGCAUUCUGAACUACUACUUCUCAGACUCCUCGCUCGGCAUCCACGUGGACGAGUCCGAGCUCGAUCACUCACGGCCCCUGCUGUCCUUCAGUUUCGGGCAGGCCGCCGUCUUCCUGCUGGGCGGCACCAGGAGGGAGGACCCCGCCACGCCCAUGUUCAUGCGCAGCGGCGACAUCAUGGUGAUGUCAGGCGACAGCCGCCUCCUCUACCACGCGGUGCCCUGCAUCGUACCCGCGCCCGCAGACCAACCCCUGCCCACCUGUCUGAUGCAACAACAGCAGCAGCAGCAACAGAGCCCCCUGCAGGCCACUGACUUCCAGCAGCCCAACCACAGCAGCAUGCUCCAGGAGGUGCCCCAGGAGGACUGGGAGCUGUGCUCCAGGUUCCUGCACACCGCCCGGGUCAACAUGACCGUCAGGCAGGUGCUGGGAGAGGGUCAGGUGUUUCCAGCAGUGGAAAAGGUGGUGGACAACAGUGAAGGGAUUGUGGAAGGUGGCAGACAAAAGGAUGGAUACCAUGAAUCGGAGGAGGAAGAUGUUACAGCUAAGAGGAAGAGGAGUGACUCUGGAUACGACCUUGGUUCCUGAGGGAAAUUUCAAGGUCGCAUAUCAUAAAUAUUUUAAGUUAAAACAAUGCAGAGAUGGAUGCAGUGUUACAGAAUGUGGUAACUGUUGGUGGGUACACACUCAAAAUGUAUGUCCUGUGUGUAUAU
This is a messenger RNA of Engraulis encrasicolus (European anchovy), 1458 nucleotides long. It is a transcript of the gene alkbh1, whose product is annotated as alkB homolog 1, histone H2A dioxygenase. The transcript is spliced from 6 exons. Gene Ontology annotation, molecular function: ferrous iron binding; broad specificity oxidative DNA demethylase activity; oxidative RNA demethylase activity. The record is from RefSeq and is a predicted model, not a curated record. NCBI's taxonomy places the organism in Eukaryota, Metazoa, Chordata, Actinopteri, Clupeiformes, Engraulidae. Gene Ontology annotation, biological process: oxidative RNA demethylation. Gene Ontology annotation, cellular component: cytoplasm; nucleus. The coding region runs from base 140 to 1333 and encodes 397 amino acids.